AGAGGACCGAGUCCCGCGCACCCACUGCCCCGGCCCGAGGGGUCCAUGCCAGUCCUUGAUCCGCCGGCAGCGGACCCGCUCCCCAAAAUUGGGGAAUCCCUUGAAAAUGAGGAAACCAAAGCCCCGUUCAUCGAAGAUGACGUCGCCAAAAACAACGUUAAAAACCAGAAGAAAAAUAACCAAGAAAUUCUCGAUACCAACGGGAAAGAAGAAAUUCUACAAAACGGCCACGUUGAGAACAAACUGUCUAACGGCACUGCGCUUAAAACGGAAGGCGAUCUUCCUGAAGCGCCACGACAGCCCCAAGCGCUCUCCAACGGACGAGUUUUAGCUUUGUCUUCUCCCAAACCCCGACGGAAGAAGAAAUCCAAAAAUAAAAAGAAUAUAUUCACCUUGGGUUCCACGACUUCAUCUUCUUCGGAUACCGACGAAACAGAUGAUGAAGAACCAUCGAAGAGCCAUAAAAUUAAUAGAAAUAGAGGUAGUAAGGAAAGAAAAGACAAUAAACGCAAGAAUCAUAAUAAUAAUAAUGCUGAUAAAAACAUAUUCGGAGAGAGUAACCGCAAAGUAGCGAUGCCGGGGAAACGAGAUCCCGGCGUCUGCAACCCUGCGUAUACUCAGGACGUCGGAGGUGACCACUUAGACGAUGACGAAUGUGACGACGAUGGGCAUAAAGGCAACAGUAAGAAGAGCAAAAGACAGGACAAUAAACAAUACAAUGAAGACAGUGAUUCAUCAAGUGAAUCUAGUCUACCUGUUAAGGAAUCUCGGAAUAGCCCAAAGAUACCAGGAUUCCGGAGUUUACGGAACUCCCCGGCAAGUAAUAGAAGCGGGUUCCAGAGCGGCCGGUCCUCUGUGUCUUCGGGGCGUAAAGGCAUAUUGAAGAAAAGUGGCUCCUGUGCUACCAUCAAUCUGGAAGUGGGCAAACAAAAUGGUAUCAAUAAAAGCCACCCUAACAGCAUCUUAGAUGAUCCAAAUGAUCUCGCUGACGGAUCCCGUUCUGAGUCGUUACCUAGCGACCCGCAGCGCAGCAUAAACCGAGUAAAAUUCAUCCUGGAUUCUGGCAAACCAGACAAUAUAACGGGCAGUUAUGACGACAUUAGAAUAGAAAUGAUCGAGAAAGACAGGAUAGAUCGAAUGGAGAGAGGUAAAAGCCAAGAAAGUGGAUAUGGAGGGCUCAGUAAAAGUAGUCGGAAAUGUCUUCUUUUUUGCGCAGGUUUACUCGUUUUAACAAUUGCUGUGAUCGUUGGGUCAUUUGUGGGUUCCGGCAAACUACGGCAAGUAGGAAGCCGGCUCACUGGGUUAGCUUUAGCUGGGGAUAGUGCGUAUGGACAAGUCAAAUACGUUAAGAACGCCAUUGAAGUCAAGUUUCACAUCAUGAACGAAACAUACACUCCGGCAUUGAAAAAAUCCGAAACUGAUGAAUACCAGGCGCUUGCUACACUCCUCGAGAGGGAACUAAAAAAUAUUCUCGUCACUUCUGAAAUCGAAUAUAAUGGCAACUCCGCCUUGAAGUUAAAGGUUAUUAAGUUUGAUCCUGGAAGCAUCGUACCGACUUUUCGGAUCGGGUGGCUCUUCAUCGACCCUGACAUAUCUCCUCCACCGCCUGCACCUCUCAACAUCACCAUCGUCAGGAGUCGGCUGGAACAGCACAUCAAGCUCCACAAUGACUCUAUUGAUAAAUAUCAGGUCGACCUUGACACGCUUAGCGUUGACAGGGUGGUGGACAUUUGCAAGAACAACGCUUCGCUCUGCAGCAACGAAUGCAAGUUCUCGUAUGAGAAUCUACGCUUCUCUUGCUUCUGCCCAGAUCACAUGAUCUUGGUUAACCAAACCACUUGUGUUCAACGUAUCGAUCUAACUACUACUACCACCACGGAAGUCUAUCUCAACGUCUUAUUUGAUGAAAUCUUCAGUAAGAUUGGCGACAGCGUGGCAUUCAUUAGCAUCAGAAGCGAACAAAGUGACAAACCUUCUGGAGAUAAGAGCGACGGCAAAACUGGUUUGGCGGUCACCAACGGCACUUCAACGUCCCCCAGUACUUCUUCGUCUACAGGAUCUGAAAUGUCGUCUAGCACUUCCGAAGCAUCUCCUCAAAGUAACACCGCAGCAUCCAUCCCGCUUGCUAAUUCCACUCACGCGUCAACUAAUGAAAGCGUUGGCGUUGAGAAUGUUACUAUUUCUUCAUCGUCAGAGCAAGUAGAAAAUGCUUCUCAUGUAAAUAGAUCUCAGAACGUUCCAUCAUCCGAAUCUGCCCCGGCGUUAAAUAUUGUAACCCUGAGCGAAGAUUCUUUAGAAAGUCCGUCAUUGUCUGAAGCAUCGAAUGAAACUUCAGUGUCUGACCAAAAUAUUAAAACUACUUCGAGCGCAAAUGGUUCCACUACAGCCUCAACAACCACCAGUACAACUAUAUUAACUACAACAACUACUACUACCACUACUCCACCUCCUACAUCUACCCCAUUGCCUUCAAAUUCGGAGAUCUUGCAACCAGAGGACCCUCAGACUCUCAACUCGAAUGAAGUAGACAAUCCAGGACUUGCUACUGAUGAUAUCGAGAACAAAAAUGCUUCUGGAUCGUUUACCAUAGCUUCUACUCCGUUGAAUGCUUUAUCAACCCCUUCCACAAUCAGUGCUCCCUCUACUGCUGCACCUCCUGCUUCUACCUCUGCCUCUUCUACUGCUGCAUCUCCUGCUUCUACCUCUGCCUCUUCUACUGCUGCACCUCCUGUUUCUACCUCUGUCUCUUCUACUGAGGCAUCUGCUUCUACCUCUGCCUCUUCUACUGCUGCAUCUCCUGUUUCUACCUCUGCCUCUUCUACUGCUGCACCUCCUGCUUCUACCUCUGCCUCCUCUACUGCGGCAUCUCCUGUUUCUACCUCUGCCUCUUCCACUGCUGCAUCGUCUGUUUCUACCUCUGCCUCUUCCACUGCUGCAUCGUCUGUUGCUACCUCUGCCUCUUCUCCUGUUUCAACUAUUGCAACUACCGCCUCCACGAGCUCUCCAGAAGUUACUCCAUCUUCCGCAAUCACGAACGAUACUAUUGGUGUCGUUGAAGGAGCUCCAGCUUCUUCUUCAACCACUACCAUAUCACCUUCAUCAUCGUCAGAUUCUUCGACAGUGAGAGUAUCAAAUUUCUCAUCAUCCACUAGUAGUGAAAAUAACGCAGAACAACCACCCGCUGAUACCGUUGGUAACGGUUUAUCUGCUGACUCAAGUUUGGCUGGUAGUUUAUCAAAUUCUUCUUCUGGUGAAGUAAAAUAUGCUGUGUCGCCAGAAGAGCCAGAAACUAUCGAAGUUAUACCUUCUACCACGACGACAACUGAACGCGCGGAAUCUGCUUCUGCUGCACCGAUACCCGUUCAAAUAAAUCCGUCAGGAAAUGAAGUGGAAGUUGAGAUACCUUUAAUAUCCACUUCUACUGCAGACUCAGUUUCCAGUAUUGUCAACCAGUCUCAUGUGAUUCCGUUACCGAUAACAGAGAGACCUGUGCUGAACAUGAGUUUCCCUGAUUCUAUAGGAGAGAACGAAAUUGAGUUGAGUGGGCCCAAAUCUAUUGCUAUAGUUUCCACAACCCCAUUUGCAUCCACUGAUUCAUCAGACACUGGCAUCGGAGCUAGCACAUCCGUUUCGACGAGUCCUUUUGUAAAUGUUGUACAAUCCGAAGAGCCUCCUACUAACGACCGAAACGCCACUCCUUCUGUUCUUAUUACGACUUCCACCACAAGCCAACCUUUAGCACAAGAAACUGACUCAAAUCAUACCGCAGAUCCUGUAGGAGUCGAUCAAAUGUCCCAAGAUAUUGCUAAUGUUACCAAGAAGAUGCCUCCAGCGGUUAGCUUGGAUAAUAGGUUAAUGGGCGAUCUCAACGCUUCCGCUGGAAGUGUUGAGCCUAAAGUAGUGUGGUCAUUUAAUAAUGUGGGUCCUGCUGAAGUUGCAUCGAUUAACUCUUCAGCAGCAGCACCUGCGACAAAUGAUCUCUGCACAGGUGGCCAACACGAGUGCGGAGCUCAGUGUCUCCCACUAUCACGUCGAUGUGAUUCCAUCUUUGACUGCGCCGACGGCUCCGACGAGAAAGAUUGUAUCAAAAAUUCGUGUUUCCUUAAUUUCCAGUGCUGGAGCGGGGAUUGUGUUGCCAGGAGCCAAGUGUGCGAUGGAUUCUCCGAUUGUCCAGGUGGAGAUGAUGAACAAGGCUGUAACACAUGGAGCUGUUUGGAGAAUGAGUUUCGUUGCGAGGCUAUUCCCCCUGAUAUGUCACAGCCGACUUCUGUCGCGCAAUCAUCUACGUCCCCCGUUCACGCAGGUCCUUGUUUACCUCUGUCGCUUCGCUGCGAUGGGCAGCCGGACUGUUUCAAUCACACCGAUGAAAGAAACUGUAUCGCUGUCGAACAAGCUGCUGAGUGCGAAACGGAUGAAUUUCAGUGUUCAGAAGGGUGGUGCAUCCCUGAAGGUUGGCGUUGCGACGGCGUCUCUGACUGCGAAAACGGUGAAGACGAAGAAAACUGCGAGUGUUCGGGAUUGGACGAGGCAGCAUGUACUGUCGGAGGCUGUGUUCCAACUUUCCAUUUAUGCGACGGCCUUCGUCAAUGUCCUGACGGCUCCGACGAAUGGGGAUGCGUCAGGAUAAGGAACGCGUCUCGUCGACUCGAAGUCAGAUCUGGUGCCUCUUUGUGGAGGUCGGUGUGUGGGGACGGCUGGACUUCUGCUUGGUCCGACCUCGUCUGCGAACAACUUGUCGGAAGUCAGAGCGUCAGCACCGAGGUUCGUAGGGCAACGAAUCCCUCCCCCGAUGGCAGUGAGGUCGUUGUACCUCGUCCUAGGGUAAGCUUAGCAUCCGACGCCUCUCCUCGUUCACGGACUCCGCUUCAGUAUGCACUCAGUCUGGACCAAUGUUCCAGCGACGCUCUAGUCCACUUGAAGUGCAACCCAGAUAAAUGCGGUAUCUGGGACCAUGAUUCUUCAGAUCUCUUGAAGGAUAAUUCACAAUCCAAACCUGACCAGUGGCCAUCAAUGGCCAUCCUACUUCACACUCCUCCUACGGAAGAUGACCUACAGGACUCUACCCCUUCUGCUCCUACGUUCAGCCACCCUUGUGCGGCGUCUAUAUUGUCGCCGAUGUGGCUGGUGACCGCGUACUCGUGCCUUGUUUCCCAGCCUGGAGGACUGCAGCCCGACACCUGGGCGGUCGUGACGGGACAAGACGCGCCCAGCACCAAGUCUCCGAACUCGCAGCUCAAGCACGUCAGCCAGCUUGUUCGGUAUCCUGGGGCCAAGAAGCGAGAGGGGCUGUGGACCGGUGACCUGGCCCUCCUGCGCCUGGUGUCGCCCCUCACCCUCGACCAGCACACCAUGUCCGUUUGCCCCUCACCGCCCAUCUCAGAGAUCCCGGUCCCUCCUAGUCCCUCAUCUUCGGGUCGUUGCGUCUUCGCCAACUGGAGCCCUCGACCCGGGAAUGAAAAACGCAAGACGCAAUACACGCUGCAGGUGCAGGAGCUGCCGGCCUCUCACCUCGUGCCCCUGAUGGCCUGCAACACGACGCACUACAGAGGACGCUUGUCUUCUGCUCACUCCUGCGCCGUGCUGCACAGCCUCCCCAGUGCGCCGUGUCAUGGCGACGAAGGCAGUCCACUAAUGUGCCAGUCUAGCGAUGGUUCGUGGACGCUCGAAGGUCUGUUGAGCUACAACAGCCACUGUGGCACUGCAAGGCAUCCGGCUGUGUUCACCGCUACUCGUGCUCUGGAAACGUGGAUUCUAAAUACCAUUGGAAUGGCUCAGAACCCGCAGUUUAUACCUGAUAUUUCCCCUAAAACCAAAACCAGCGCUGAGGUCAAAAAUGUCGAAGAACUGGCUGCAGUCAUCACUCCAACGGCUGAAACCGUACACGCACCUGUACUUGGAACGCCAAAUGAUGGUAGUAUGUCGGAACACGACGAUAAACAAAUCAGUAAACCUAAUGUGUUACAAAGAAACAAAACAAAUCCAACUAUCUUCGCCCCCGUAGCAGUAGAGUCGAUCGUAGCUCCUUUAAUUAGGAACGUGUCUCCUAAAUCUACCGCUCCGGAUUUCGGAAGUACAGUAUCGUUUAUGGCAGACGAUACGAGAAAUGAGUCACUGACUGCAAUUGUUGGGGGUACUAGAACUGCUAGGGUGGGCGGUGAAACUGUUGCUGACGGGUUGGUGACGAACGACGUUUUGGAAAAUUCCAGCACCAGCAAUCGAAACGAUAUGUUGCAUCCAGCUCACGAAGAAACGUCUCUAGACUUCUCAAGUUCUCCCAUUGAUUCGGUAACGUCAGCUUUACCAAAUCAAAUAAUUCAACAAACUUCUAUUCCACCAGAUUCAUUACAACGUUCUAUUUCAUCUUCUGUAUCAUCAUCAAGUUCAUCAAACGCUCCGCCCGACGUCACGAAGACAAAGGGAUUUUCGUCCCCAUUACUUUCAGCAUUAACCACUUGAUCGCCGUAACCAUCGAUGUAGUUCUUAUUCUUUUGUGACGAUUAGUCGGACGUGGUGGUAUUAAAAUCCGUUCUUAUCAUUUACUCUACGUGUUCACUGUUCAUGUAGAGAUAUCGAGCGAAGCACUGACUUAUCAUCCAUUAUAUCAAUGUAAGUAGUCUCAGCUUGCACAUUGCUGGAAGCUCUGUGCUGACGGGAGGCGCGCUGCACUCAGGCGUGCGAUGGCCGCGGUCCAGCAGUGCAGGGCAACAAUUGACCGCCGGAAAAUCGUCAAGAUUCGUGGCAAGAAGUGCAUAAUUGCGUAUCAAUGAUACGCCUUGUCAAGUCAUCAAGAUUCGUGAUAGUAAGUGCACAAUUAGCGUAUCAGUGAUACCACGCCGUGACAAGUCGUCAAGAUUCGUUGUAAGAAGUACAUAAUUGCGUAUCAGUGAUACGCCGUGUCGAGUGGUCAAGAUUUGUGGUAAGAAAGUGCACAAUUAACGUAUCAGUGAUACGCCGUGUAUUUGUCACGAGGCCUGAGGUCCGCGACGCAAAAAGUCAACGAACCGCGCGAGUCUCAAUCUCUCAACAUGCAAUUUUUAUCGACUAGUUGCAAAAAAGACAAAAAUGGUCAAGUAUUUAUUAUUUGGUACUGACUACUUGUAAGUGCAAUAUCGUUAUUGAAUCAAUCAUUCUCCCCCAGUUGCAGGAUAUACUCUGUAAGAUCUUUCUAUUACUCUGCAAUUUUUCAGAAGAAUAUCUAGGUUUUAAUUAUACUCGAUACUUACGUUGUUUUGUCUAUUGCAAUCAAUUACUCAGUUGAAAGUAAAUGAGAUUAUUUCUGUCACAAAUGUAUAAGAUAUAUGACAUAUGUAAACGAUUUAUGCUAUUUAAAUUAAGAUCAAAAGACAAUCGUUUAUCCGAUAAGUUAAUGCGUAACUAAGGCUUACGUUGGAGGCUAAUCUGACAAGCGCCAAUUAUUUUAUGAUGAUUAUCAUUAUGUUUUAAUUAUUAAAAAAGUGUACAUGCUCUAAUUAAGGUAAUAUGUUCGUAUAUUCUCACUACUCGAUGUAUAUCGAUGACUGAGAGCUGUGAAGGCAUAGAGUCUUAGUAAUGUGCAGUGCAUUUUACGCCUGCAGCCCUGUUAAAUAUUUAAUUUUAACGAGUUGUGUCAAUUUUAUUGUUAAAUGUAGUUGAAACUUCCUUUUGCUGUUGUCUAUUCAACAGAAAUGAACGUUUAUUUACCUUUUAAACGCUUUCCUGGAUCCCAUGUUAUGUUCAUUCUGAAUCAUUCCCUUACGGAAAAUCACUCGCCCGUUCUCAUGCAUUUAUUGAUUAUUUUUUUAAUGAUAAGUGAGCGAAAUUAUUAUCGUGAAAACGCGCUUGAUUGAUUGUUUCUGCCAUAAACCUAUAAACGUUUAUCUGCGCGGGCAGAGCGGUAAUCUACUGUAAUAAGUUGAUGAUUUAAUGAUCGCUCUCUACGUCGCUAACCGAACAUCGCGGUAGGUCUACAUCGAGAAUUUUUCUGAAAUGUUUUUUUCACUCAUAAAUGAUUUUUUACGCGUCCGUCUUUUGUUUUCUUUCAUAUUAGUUUCUAAAUUCGAUAAAAUUGUAAGAUUAUAUUAAUAAAUAAAGAAAAGAAUACUAUAUUUCUAAAACUAGAAGUAUUUUUGCCGUGUGAUUCUCACUGUAAUGAGAAUCAUGUGUGAUUAUGUGAUAUAUCGUAUUUGAUUUUCACUAUGAAUUUCGGUGAUGGCCGAGGCAGCUGCCAUACUCGCACAAUGAGUGAGGGUAAGAGUUACCCUUCAUCUAAGAUAACAUCAAGCAGAUCAAAAUAAUAAUAGUAAUUUCGAUACUAAUCGUAAUUUCAUGUUUCACUGGAAUAUGUAUGAAAAUGUUUAGUCAAUUUAUAUACCUAUUAUUGAGAUAAUUUUGAACUCGUGUCACUUCAUUUUUCUUGCUUCGGGGUUUUUUCAACCUAGAACUCUUGAUUUUUCGAGUGUUUUUUUUUUUUCAUUGAUACAUUAUUAAAUGAAAACUGAACUGGCCUCUCUAUGCUGUGGACUUGACCUUUUCCUAACAGUGCAUUUGAAUUUCUGCUGAAAUUUUCGUCCGUGUCAAAAUUCUUGAACUCCUUUACAGUUAUCACCUAUUUUACUGUUACGGGGUAGUUAUUUUUAAUUUUUUUCUGUCUAUUUUUUUUUGCACAAUAUGAUGAUUUAACAUUUUCCGUUUUUUUAAGAAAUUUAAGGGAACUUAAGUUAAAAUAAAAAUAAUUAGUAUCUUCAUAACGAAUUUCUAAAAUUUGUUACAGUUUUGGAGUUCAGAAUACAGGAAAAUUUUUCAUGGCAAAGCGUGGUUUGCAUUGCUGAAACAUAAAUUAUGUUUAAAGUAUGAUAAUUGUACUGCUUUAUAGACUUCUCGCAGUCCGUGACAAUUCCGGCACUAUUGUGACAGAAAAUAAAUCUGUUGCGGAUGGCGUAAAAAGUGCGCCAUUUUUAACUCUGUCGGAUACAAGAAUCGACCUUGUUCACAAUAUUAACAAUAUUGCAGCUGUAUUAUUUUAUAUAUUUAGGCUACGGCAAUGCAAUUUAAUUAAAAUUAUACAUUCAAAAAGUAACAAAGUGUGACAGUAGCAAGAAAGCAAGGCCUGUCACGCAGCCACUUCUCUCAAAUGCAGUCUGUGUGCUUCAUAAGGUUCAUAAAUAUUUUUCUAUGUAUUAUUCAUUUAAUUAUUUUACGCAGCUACAUCUGUAAAUUAUUUUCGAAAUCGAAAUGUUUUAUGCUACACUUGAAUUGUCGAGACCUCGUUCCAAUAUUUUGGUUUUAUGAAUGAUGUUAUACAAUAAGCGUCUAUAUACUAUGUACAGUAAAUCUCAAUUUUUGCAGCGGAUAAAUUUGUUUAUUGCAAUUUCUUUUGACUUUUAUUGUAGCAUAACUCCGGAAUGUUGUUGUAUUCAGUCAGGUAUAACUUCGUUAAGAACGUGAUCGCAACAUAAGAAGAUGAGUGGUCAUUCGAUUCUAUUAAGAAUGUUCACAACCGCUUUUUGUUAUUAUGAAACUAUUCUCUGACGAGCUUCCAUCGAAGUGCCUUCUUAAUAAUAAGGAUUUUAGUCCUUAUAAUAAACUACUCCUAGCUAUAAUUAUAAUAUUAUUUUAUCACUUACGUGACGUUGGAAAGGGAGACGUCAGUCCUAAGUCGAUCCGAGGCACGCAUUUCUAGACAUUCGCGUACGAAUAAAGAUAUAUGCACUCCACUACAUAUUGGUGACAUUUUCGCUUACUUAUCUUACUUAUUCGUUACAUAUUCGUGCCUACUCCACUACAUAUUCCUGACAUAUUCGUGCCUACUCCACUACAUAUUCGUGACAUUUAUGCCUACUACACAACCCCUCACGGGGACUUCUGACGCGUGUCCGUGCUCGUCAGAAGUCCUGUGGGAUUU
Hyalella azteca is the source of this 9880-nucleotide messenger RNA. Its product is annotated as serine-rich adhesin for platelets. Gene Ontology annotation, molecular function: serine-type endopeptidase activity; protein binding. The transcript has 7 exons. The record is from RefSeq and is a predicted model, not a curated record. NCBI's taxonomy places the organism in Eukaryota, Metazoa, Arthropoda, Malacostraca, Amphipoda, Hyalellidae. Bases 46 to 6456 code for a protein of 2136 amino acids. Gene Ontology annotation, biological process: proteolysis. Gene Ontology annotation, cellular component: plasma membrane.